AUGGGCAUACGAGAACCAACAUCGUCACAAACAGAAUUUUUCGACGCAUGCCGUCGGGGCGACAUCGAGAAGAUCAAAACUUACAUCACAAACAAGAAGAGUAAAAGACCAAGAACACCGUUAAAGAAGUACGGUGGUGUUGAAGAGGUGAGCACGGAGCCGGGUGUACCUGGUCUUCUUCACUACAUCCUCGAUGCUCUUGUACGCUCCCCAAGCCGCUCGCCUCCUCCAGCCCAGCUCGGGGGUCAGAUCGUUCAUCAUGUUCAAUUACCGAUCCAGAUAAACAUAGCUGAUGCAUUCGGAUAUGUUCGUUCCAUUGAGCGUGAAUGGGGCAUGCGAGACCCAUCCGUUCCGCAUGAACAUCGUAUUUUGUAG
Molecule: messenger RNA, 375 nt
Organism: Necator americanus (New World hookworm)
Lineage: Eukaryota; Metazoa; Nematoda; Chromadorea; Rhabditida; Ancylostomatidae
Exons: 3
Coding region: 1-375 (124 amino acids)
Source: RefSeq, a predicted model, not a curated record